UCUUGCAGGCAACGUCACAGUGUUUACCCGGAAAUGCGAGCCAGCUUUCACAACUGCUGCCAAAAUAUAUAAUUUACCGAUAUUUGACCGUUUUUAGUUGAGUAAAAUGAUAAAUUAUGUUAUAAUCUGACUGCAAACUAACUCAGGAUGUACAGCGGACUUCUGCCCAAAGGUUUAACCGAAGACGACCUCAGUCCAGAUGACGAGGAGGAUGAUGUUGAAGGGAAGAAGACGGAGAAGAGUGAGAGCUCUGCCGGUGAAAACAUCAGCUCAGUGGUGGAGGCACAGUCAGCUCACACUGCCAGUGAUGCAGACAGUGGUUCCCCGACAUGCAGCAUGCCUGGUAUAUCCCAGGAAAUGUGGCAAAAAUUCCAGGAUCUACGGAAGAAAAACGAAGAAAUGAAGUCAGUGAAGGUCCCCAGAAAAAGAAAGAGAAGACGACACAAGAAAGGAACAGAAAUUGAGGAACCUACAGAGACAAGCAGAGAGAGUCAGGAGCAACAGGAGAAACACUGGGAUGAGCUUAAGAAGUAUUUUGGUGUAAAUGAUCGAUUUGAUUCCCCUGCGUGUUCCAAACCUCCUCCAAAGUCCGGCCUAGAAAAGAGCAUAGAGAGGGCCGUAGCUGAAGGGGACAUUGCAAAGGCGGAGGAGAUGAGCGACAGACUCGCCACUCGAGAGCUGGCUGUGAAAAUCGCUCAAGCCGCUGAUUGCCGUGACUUUGUGCAACGCAAACAGGAAGAGGAAGCUUUGAGAGCAGCGCAGAAAAGGAAGAAGGAAAUAGUCUGGGGGUUUGAGGCGAAAAAACGAUGGGAAACUAAAAGCAACAUGGGCUUCAUGUGACAAACACGGAGGAGAAAGAGAAAGACUGCGAGUUAGUUUAAUAAAAGUGCUGGUUUUUGUUUUGUUUUAGUUUUUUUAACAGCGGACUGAUCCUGUUUCUUCUUCUUCUCUUUGUAUAUUUUGAAGACUUCACACCAGCAGAGUGUGAGGGGUGGUGGAGGUGGAGGUGGAGGGGGGGGAGUCACACAGUUGGCUGAGGAAAAACCAAUCCAGAGAGUACAAGAGAGAGAAGAAAUUAUGGAGCAUUCAAAUUAAUUCCUAAGGCGCCCAUUGGUGUCUGCAUUGUGUUAUUUUUCAUUACAUUUCAGUGAUUUGAGCGUUCUGGCCUUUUUCUCCCCCCCUUCAAAUUAAAUCUGGUGUACAUUACUGGAUGAUGCGUUUAUUUAUUGCUGUAAAGUGGGUUAAUCAUGAAGGCGCUCCUUUCUUCUUCUGAGGAAGAGAAAGGGAAGAUUAGGGCCCUAAUGCAAUGUACAGGAUAAUGUGCGAUAGGAUUUGGGAGUAGAAAAUGAAAUUUGGCUGCUGUAAACUGUUGUGAGCGGUCGUAAACUGGAAGUUGAGUGAACGGGUGCAUGGAGAGGAGGCAGACAUGAAACAGAGGCUUUGCUGUUGGCCCUCGCCCAUGCUGGGAGACAUGCUAUUGUUUCUCUGCCCGAACAAGAGGCACGCGCUGUUUUUCUCGAAGCCUACACUCGCUGCUCAUUGUGCGAGGAGCUCUCUUCAGCAUCUGUAAACUCCCGUCUUAAAACCGUCCGACUUCCUCAUCCUCGUCCUCGUCGUCACUUUGAUCUUUUUUUUUUCUUGAUCUGUAGUGUUUGCCUCCGCAGCUACUCAACACUUCUGAAAAUGCUCAUUCAGAUUCCAGGAAGUGUUAAUUGCAAACAGCAUUCCUCAAAAAAAAAGAAGAAGAAGAAGAAGCACAAAAAUGAUAAUUACUUUUAUUCAUAAUGCUUGCUUAUAUUUUUUUUUUCAAUCACAGAAAAUGAUUGCUUUGCUUCAAGGUAAUGAGAAUUAAAAUUAAUCCACCUAAGUUGUUUGCAUUGCACAUAUUUGGGCACUUUGUCCCCCUGGUGAGGAGCAGCUACGUUCUCAUAGCUCUGCUGUGUAGGCUGCAAAAAUUAACAAAACAUCAGCAAUAAAAGUUUGUAGGCAAUUAUGAUCCAAAACACCUGAGCUGAAGAGACCUAGAUAUGAGGCCGGUGUGAACAGAGAGAGGAGAAAAAUCAAGCUUUUUAUAUCGUCGUGCAUUAAAGUGAAUCACAUGACUGGUGUGUGUUGCAGCUGUCAGUUGGUGAGAAUUGGUGCUAAUUAAACUAUUAAUUAUCUCUGUAAUGAGACACCAGUUAAAACUGUGUUAAGCACAUCAAAGUACGACAUGGGAUUUCUUCACUUUGAUGACUGCUAUGAGAAAUAUAUCUUGACUUGAGUGAGGAGACAUCAGAGAUGCUUCAUUAACGGGAGAAAAGGAAGCAGGAUUUUUCAGGGUCUUUUCAAAGUUUUUGGAAAAACUCCUCGAGAGCGGCGUGAAGGUUUAACGGUUCUGUUUUGUUUACAGAGAAUCGCAGGAUGCAGGUGUGAUUCAGGAAAGUUCCUCGAUUGCAUUUAUCCUCUCAGCGGAGCAGCCAGGAAUCAAAAGCCCCCAAAAAAGCCUCAUCUGUGAGGAUGAGUUUUCCGUAUGUAGAGGCCAUGUAGCCAUUUUUUAAAGCUAGCAGUUGUCAGUGAACAUGACCAGCGCUGAUCCGAGACCAGCGCGGCGCCGUAUCAAUAGCAUCUCACUUAAUUAAUCUCUUUGAACACAGGGUAAUGCCUUGAGCAGAGAUGAUUCUGCUUUCAAACUGGAAAAUCCACUUUCCCCUCUCGUCGUGUUGAGGAGCUGUUUUCAAUAGUCUGUAACUGGAGGCCAAUCUUAGCCCCUGACCUAGGCCGGUUUGUUGUGAAACGCGGAGACAAAUUCCUUGGGCACAUGUCGAACCACUUCCAGGAAAAGUGUUUGUUGUGUGGAGCAGCAGCAACAACAAUCCCAUUAAAUGGUUGGAGAGCUGCUAUUGUAUGAAAGGGAACAUAUGUUGCUGGUAACAAGACAUCAGCGCUAUCACUCGCUGCUAUCACCAGCUAGGAGAGGAUUAACUCAGAGGAGAGAUCUCCCAGAUGCAGCUGAUAAAGGCCAGCGAUGCUCAAAACACCUCACACCUAACGCCGAGCGUAGCUCAGAGAAACGUGGCUUUGUUUAUGCAUAGUUCAAGUUCUCUGAAAGCAUCACAGCUGCAGUGUUGUUUUGUCAUGUAACUACAUGUUACACUUUUCCUUUUUUAUAAUCCCACUAAAAAGAGCUGCACUCAUUGGAUUUUCAGUCAGUUAAAACUAUUAAAUGCUUAAAAAAACACAACAAUAUUAAACAAAGAAUAUCAAAAAAAUAGAAAACACGACAUUUUAGAACUCAUUCUUACCUGAUUGUGUAUAAAUAACACAGGUUUACACUUUGAAAAUACGUGAAGUCUGUACAGCAAAGUCAAAGUUUUCUAUGACGACCAACAACCAGGAUCCUUUGAGCUUUUGUCAGUGGAUGUGUUUGGCUGAUUUCUUUAUCUGUGAUGUGAAAUCUCAGAAAAAUCAACCUCCGUCUGUUGCUUUUUCACCACAUUAUAUUCAUGUUUCGUGCUCAAAAAAAUAUAUCAACAUGCAAAUUAAUCGUACGGAAAAACACCCCCAGUGUGUAAAAAUCUUUAAGUGCAUGAGGCUUUUACAGAACAGUGGUUCAGUUUAGGCUCUGAAACCACUUGCUUAGAUUUAAGGAAAUAUUGUAAUUUGUGUUAUAACAAUAAAAUGAACUAAAACGCCUGACGUGACAGUCAAAAUGUCUGCACCUUCUCCUAAAAUCAGGAAAAAUCACCUCAUACAAUGCGCAGGAAGUCACACAGAGGAUGUGUGACUUGCAUUUCGAAGGUGUAAAGUUGUGUAAUUUGUGCACAAACUGAAGAGAAUGAGCUGUUUAUAAUGUCUCUUUUGUUUCUAUUCUGUUUGUGUUUUGCACUGCAGGGCCUCCGUAGUGAAAACCCCAAAUGUUAGUUGUCAUAUGUUGCGAUAUCACGUAAAUUACGAGCACAUUCCUGCUCAUUCUGUGGUAUAUUUGUUCCCUCCAUACCUCCACAGCGACAGGCAGUGCAGGAUGUUGACAUAUUCCUCUGCUGAUUUAAUGACCUGUUUAAUUCUGGCACGUCUGCCACCCUCUCAGAUGUUUUGCAGUUUUAAUUAGUAUAAUCACCGCUCUCGAAAAAAGGCCACAGGGUUGUUUAAUGGGUCAUGUUUGUCAAGAUGCACAGAAUUAUAACACAAAAGACAUGCCAUUUACUCAGCGCUACAGUCUUCCAGUGAUUAUGGGUGUCGCAAUUGAUAAUUAGAGAAAGAAUUGAUUCAUCUGAAAGCCAAAAUGAACCUCCGCGGUGUGAGGAAAUUAGUUUGACAGUGUUUGGAUGAGCGGUGUUUACACUGCAGUGUGGCGGUGUGGGAACACUUCGCCACCCCUGUGUUAACUGAAGCAACGUGCGCACACUUACUCGCUGCCGGAGACUUUUGAUGUGACAUCUGGAGCAGCAACUGGAUAUUUUCAGUAAUGACAAAGCUUCAUAUGAAAUUAUGAAUAUACUGUUUCAUUCUGCGAGCUUUUGUCACAUGAUAAGUGGAGGUUAUGGUUCCAAUUUUCAGGCAGCAGAGUACAAAGUGCUUCACACAGUUUCCUCUAACUGUGGGAAUUAGGUCAAGCUAACAUUUACAAUUUGAUAAAGUCUGUUUAAAUGCACUUCCUCUGUAAUUAAAAACCACGCUGUAGUAUGUGGGUUACAUAUACACCCUCUUAAUUGUUUCUUAGUCAGAAAGUGCUUGGAAAGCAUCUAUUUUAUCAUUUAGCAUAACUUAUAGAACAAAAAAAUGAAAAUGAACUUUCAAUUAAUUUUCUUCUUUUGCUAUCGCGAAAUAAAAACAUUCCCAAGCUCGAAA
Molecule: messenger RNA, 4830 nt
Organism: Lates calcarifer (barramundi perch)
Lineage: Eukaryota; Metazoa; Chordata; Actinopteri; Centropomidae
Gene: fam204a
Product: family with sequence similarity 204 member A
Exons: 7
Coding region: 148-840 (230 amino acids)
Source: RefSeq, a predicted model, not a curated record